This is a messenger RNA of Bombus terrestris (buff-tailed bumblebee), 6754 nucleotides long. Its product is annotated as phosphatidylinositol-glycan biosynthesis class X protein. NCBI's taxonomy places the organism in Eukaryota, Metazoa, Arthropoda, Insecta, Hymenoptera, Apidae. The record is from RefSeq and is a predicted model, not a curated record. Bases 5996 to 6721 code for a protein of 241 amino acids. The transcript is spliced from 4 exons. Gene Ontology annotation, cellular component: endoplasmic reticulum membrane. Gene Ontology annotation, biological process: GPI anchor biosynthetic process.
ACAGAACAAGUGACCCCAAACGACCUAAAAACCGCCGAGGAGGACGCGUGGGACCAGUGGCGAUUCCAGCUGAUCAACGAGGGAAGCGAACAUCGAGGCGCGGAAACGGUCCUCCCAAACUAAGAGACAUGGAAAAGCCGCCGCGGUCUUCCGCUCACUUACAGGAUGACCCAGGUGCUCACGAGACACGGCGUGUUCGGCGAGUCCUGAGGAAAUACGGAUGGGAGACGACGAACAUCUGUCACCACUGCGGGGAGAACAGGGAUGCGGCGCAGCACACGCUGGAGUUUUAUCCGGCGUGGGAGUUGUUCCGCUACAUCCUGUGGCACGUCGUAGGCGAAAGAUCGAGCGUCUCGGCGAUCGUAGAAGCGAUGUUUAGUUAUAAGCGAUCAUAGAGUUAUGCUCGCAAAGGAGCGAGUAGAAAGAGAGUGAAAGAGAAACUCUCACCCUUGUAGGAUAACGCAAUGGAGGGGGAUGGCGGCCAGGCGGCCUAGAGCCGCUUCAUCGUCGUCCCAACGGACCACGACCAGAAGGGAGGAUAGCGCUAGGGGCAAUAGCCCCCUCUCCCUAACGCCAAAUUCAACAGUCAAGGAAUUGUUAGUACUGGCUCUAACAAGAGGACACGGGAAGGGGGUGCAAUAGAAGAUAAUUUAUAAGAGGUUCCUGGAGCACUCCUGUCAUACGGGUAGAAUGGUCAUCGUGGAGUUUUAGUCGGUAAGAGUCCGACACUACUCUGCUGUUACCGAUUAUUAACAGAAGUGGAGUGUCCAUGAGGAUUUCUUCUCGUGCAAAAAGGAAAAAAGAAAAAUGCUCCGUCGACAUGUCCGACCUGCCGAGAACCAUACACCAUUUGGAGAUGUGACAGUUUCGAAACCAAAUCUUUUGUCGAGCGCCUUAAGGAUGUUGAAAGAACAUCUCCAUGCAUCAAUUGCCUGCAGAAAGGGCACUCAGUUCCAGAUUAUCACGCCGAAUCAUGUCGUAUGUGCGGAGAAUGGCAUCACACGAUGCUGCAUAAGACCAAACACCACUAGAAGUCUCGUUCCGUCACAUCCAGUCGAAACUCUUCUCCGUCAAGCAGUCGAUCCGCGACACCCUCUUCGCAACCCUACUCAUCACCUACUCGUUAUCGAAAAUCCACAACAAACUACAGAUCGGAGACACCACAAACGUCUCCAAGCCCAUCCUCUAGCCAUCGACAAACACGAUGACACCGACAAUCGACGAUUCCAAUGACGAUCGAAUAUAUUAACCCAGUAGCAUCCGUCUCAUUACACAACGAUCUGGUAAUCACGGCUCAGAUCAGCAUUUUGCACGAUAGACAACAACCAAUCCAUUGUCGAGCGCUGCUCGACAUUGGAUCUAGCAUGGACUUCAUAAAAGGUAAAGGAAAUUUUGGUCCCAAUUGGAGCCCCCACACCUUAACGACGAUUUCUAAGCUCUACAUUACGAUCACGCCCACUUCCAUUGACGGUACUUACGAACACACAUUGACGUUCCCCAUUAUCCCGACCAUAUCGACCUUAAACCCAACUCAACCCAUCGAUCGCUCGACACUUAACAUACCCAGGAAUCUCCGAUUAGCCGAUCCACGAUUCUACUUACCAGCCCCGAUCGAUGUCUUAUUGAGCUCGGGAAUCAACAUUUGCGUCGAUGUGUGUCGGACAUAUCAAUUUAACGCAGCCGGACAAGUCCGAACUGCGUCUGCAAAAAGCGCGAUUCAGAUGGGUCAUCGGAGCCUAACUUCCCAAACCGCGACAAACACAUUUCACGCAUCCACGAUGGCUCUACAAGCGGACCUCGCGCGGUUUUGGGAAAUCGACGAAGGACCGCCGAUUAAACAUAUUUCAGACACAGAUCGACGAUGCGAUGAACACUUCCGAGCUCACAUCCGACGCACCAGCGAAGAACGAUACAUCGUCGCUCUCUCAUUCAACGACCAGCUUCAGUCGCUUGGAUCCUCCAAAACGCUUGCGAUGAAACGACUUGCCUCCCUCAACCGUCGAUUCCAACGCAACAAGCGCUUCGAAUCAGAAUAUCGAGCAAUAUUAUAAGAAUAUCUAGAGUUAGGACAUAUGACGAGAGUCAUCACCAACCACUCUCACAAUAACGGAUACUAUCUACCACAUCACGGCGUAAUCAAGGCAUCGAGACAAACCAUCAAACUCUGUGUCGUGUUCGACGGAUCGGCAACAAGCACCACCGGAGUUUCUCUAAAUAAUUACGCUUUAUGCAGGGCUCGAGUUACAGGAAGACUUGUUUUACAUACUUCUUAGAUUCCGCUCUCGUCAACAUUUCACAUUGAAAAGAUGUAUCGGCAAUUCCUCGUGCGACCAGAAGACCAAAAAUAUUAAAAAAUCUUAUGAUGCAGCGCGGAUGGGGAAACCGAAACGUACCAACUCAACACCGUAACGUUCGUUUUAUCCGCAGCCCCGUGUCUAACCAUUCGGUGCCUCAAGCAACUGGCAGAGGAUAAGGGACAUCGGUUUCCGCGGGCAGCGCAAGUCCUGCAGCGAGAUUUCUACGUCAACGAUGCCCUCACCGGAGCUGAGACGAAGAACAAAGCUCUUACACUGAGAGCAGAACACGCCGAGUUACUUAAAUUAGCAGGUUUAAACAUAGGGAAAUGGGCAUCAAACGGCAAGGAACUAUUACAAGAUCUCUCCGAAGAGGAGACAAACCACCAACAACAUCUGGGUGAUUCGCAAACUUUGAAAACGCUUGGUGUAUUUUGGAAUUCCUCUGACGAUUCCAUCCUUUACUCAGUCGAAAUCUGACCCACUAAAUCUAGGACCCGCUAGGAUUACUCGCGCCGGUGAUCGUUCGGGCCAAAAUACUGCUCCAACGAGUUUGGUCAUUGAAGGUCGAUUGGGAUGAGUCACUUCCGGUAGAUUUAUAUUCAGAAUGGAACACAGGUACUAUGCCCAGUUACUACUGCUAAACAACAUCAGGUUCCAACGCAAAGUAAUAAUCGAAUCCGCAACGGAGAUCGAAAUACACGGCAUCUGCGAUGCCAGCGAAAAGGCUUACGGAGCCUGCGUUUAUCUCCGAACCAUUAACCCUGACAGGUUCGUCUGGACACAGUUUCUAACAGCGAAAUCGAAGGUAGCCCCGAUCAAAUCCCAGGCCAUUCCUCGAUUCGAGCUGAGCGGAACACUGCUUCUCACGUCCCUGAUCUCGGGAAUACAGCAAGCCCUAUUGAACAACCUUACUCGAACCGUUUGUUGGACGGAUUCCACCAUCGUGCUUCAUUGGAUAAACACCUCGCCUCAUACGCCCAAAACAUUUGUCGCCAACCGAGUAUCCGAGAUUAAAACGAAGACCAGUAUUCGCGAUUGGCGCCAUGUUCUCACUAACAAUUCCGCGGAUCUAAUAUCACGAGGUCAAAUGCCCGAAGAGUUUCUGCGCCCGACUAUUUGGCAGCACGAUCCUGAAUGGCUCCAACAGUCGGAUGAGUGCUGGCCGACAUGGACACUAAAACCGCAAAUUGAAAUACGAAAAAGGGCGAUCUGUCUGUCCGCGACUCCCGCCGACUACAGUUUGUUACAGAGAUACUCAUCUUGGCCUAAACUAAUACGAAUCACCGCUCGCUGUCUUCGAUAGAAACAGAAACAAAACCGAGCGUCACCCUUAACCAUAGACGAAUUAAAUACAGCACACAACAAAAUUAUAAAAUUAUUACAAAACAGCCAUUUCUCCGAAGAAAUUAGCACCCUCCGUAAGGAUCGAGACGCGACGGUAAAAGGAAAACUCACGCGACUCAAUUCAUUUAUAAUCAUUCAUAAUCAUUCAUUUAUAAGGAAGGGAUGUUGCGACGUCGAAUCAUAUUGCUUAAAUCAGCCGUAACGGCUCUAAUAAUCGAACACGAACAUAAAAUCAACCUAUAUUCCGAAGCACAGGCUACGUUGUACGCAGUAAGACAAUGGUGCUGGUCCAUUGACGGCCGAAGUUAAGACUGGCGUACGGUAAAAGGUUGCGUCCGUUGCUGCCUGAGUCUUGGUUCUUUUUUAAUUAAUGCUACUUUUUUUUGUAAUAUUAAACUUUCAAUGAUUUAUAAAAAUUAAUAAAGUAGAGCUACUAUAAUCUGAAAUAAAGUAAUACAAUAUAAAAUCAAAGAAUGUUAAAUACAAAUUAGAAAAACUAAUCAUCUUCUUAGAUCAGGAUCUUCGGAUUUAACCCUUUCCGUGCCCAUUGUCAGGAUCUCAUUCACGUGCUCAGGUGCUACUUGAAUGGCAGAAAGAUAUUGAGCACGAUGACCAUAAUUAAUGCAGAAAUUUUUCAGCGACUGACAAUGGUGCACGACGUAUUUUCUACAUUGUGUGUGUGUCUGUGUGUGUCUGUGUGUGGUUAGACAGUGGUAUUGCGCCGUUUUUCUCAUUCGCUACAACUUAAAGUAUUAAAAAUGUUCAGACAUAUAUUAAUUUCAUUUAUAUAUCAAUAUAAUCACAAUUUGUGACAAUAUCAUCUACACAAUUAAGUGUAACCACACUGUUAAUAUUGCUGUCAAUUAAAGUUAUAAUUCCAAGUUUACUUACAUUUAUUUUAACAAUAUAAUUUCUUUAGACGUCUUUCAUCACGUUUUGCGCAAUGAUUAACUUCGUCAGUCGAUUUCAGGAAAAUGGUAGGCUAAUUUAGAGUAUGCAUAUUGUAUGUUAAGCUCGGAUGUUGGAGGCGUCCUGGGACAUCCUCUCUAGUGCUUUGCUCCCGAGUGUUUGUGUGAGAAUCGUAGAGUGGGUAUAUUGGUGUACUUGUUUUGCCUACUUAGUAGAGUAUAAAUAAGAACGGAGUAUUCUAGAAUUAUAUAACUCCAUUCAAACUAUUGUAGCUGUCCAUAUCAAUUGAGGAUUAAGAUCUUAAACCUAAGGAAGAUUCUUCAGUGAUCUGAAGCAUUUCUAAAAACAAUUCUGAUGAGCAGACUUUACAAAAGAACGAAUGUGUGAGAUUGCGAGCCCGUAGGACACGCGAAAUUAGCAAAAAUCGUCAGAGGGUAAAACGUGACCCUGUGACUUAAUUUAAGAAGUACACCGCGCCAACUUCAAAUUAAAGAAGCUUCCUGCUUUAUCCCGAAAAAGAAAACUGGUUACCAAGAUUAUCAAUGAUGACAUUUUGUUAUAUUCAUACUUUGCUAUUUGUUACUUUAUCACAUUGCACAUACAUUUCAAUUGUUCUAUUUUAUUAUCGGCAUAAUCUUUUUGUAAAUAGUGUUACGUGGCCUUUCUAAUAUUUUGGGGAAUUCGGCGCGGUUGCGGCACGCGCAGUGUUGAAGCACUUUGUUCGCGUAACAACUUCAAAGAAUUCGAAAAAACUAUUUCGAUGUUUAAAUGAAGAAAUACACAACAAAUUAACUUGAACAACAAUUUAUAUUUAAAACUAAUAGAUUGAAUACUUUAUCAAAGAUUUGCGUCGUUAUGAAAUUUACUUAAACUUUCAGCUCAGCGUGACGGUUCUAAUUUUGAGCCGCGGAGUAACCAUCGCUGCCUUGACAAUGUUCCUUCCCAUGAUAGCGAAAGUAAAUACGAAAUUUGAAAGUGAUCACAGUUAUUACUGAUAAAUAAUUUUUACAUUUAGUCAAUAAAUCUGUCAAAUAACUUUAGUUCGUUUGCCUUGGCUACGCUACUGUACAGUUAAAUUUGCAGCGCUAGAAUGUAUCCUAUUAUCAUACAAGAAAUUCACGCUAGAGGGAACCACAUACUUACGCCAGUUCAUAAGUUAGAGAUGAGAAUUUAAAGUGUUAAAACGUGUCAAGCACAUAAAGUUUGAUCGAAAUCUGUUGUGAAGUUCGGUUUAGCGUUAAAUUGUUAAAUAAGUAAUUUAAGUUUCUCGUUAUAAUAAAUAAAGUAUUUAUUGUGUUAUAAGUGUUGUUGAAUCAUUAGAAUUAACUGUCGAGAGCCCUAUAAGUGAGCCACAUAAAUGACAAACCAGGGAUACCUAUUCAGCUUCCAUGAAAAUACAGAAAAAAAUGCAUAAUUAAAAAGAUGUAAUUAUAGACAUUUAAAAAAUGAUAUCAAGUUUUGUUAAACAAUCUUUUAUACAAAUUUGCUUAUUUUACAUACUUAUUUUGAAAAUUGUAGUAAGUUGUGAUAAAUUAGAUGCUCGUGUUUCAUUAAAAGUGCAAGGAACGGGAUUUCAUAGAGAUUUAAUGUAUCAAGUACAUGUCGAUCAAUUUAUAGAAGAAUGUUAUGUAGCCAUUUAUUUACAACUUCCAUCUGCUCUAUAUGCUAAUGUUAAUGAAUUGACUAAUUUAAGAAGACUUGGAAUUAUUUCACAAUUUCAGAGUACAGUAUGCGUUAAUGGAGAGUCUGACAUUGAGUUAUUUGCAGAGGAAGCACAGAUACAAACUGUAACCAUUUGCUCCAGUUUGAUUCGUGCAGGAUGUACUUUAAAAGUUCCAAUACAUCAACGUUAUCAACAUGCCAACGAUAGUAAUAAAUAUAUGAACAUUACUUUACCAAACCCAACGCUAUUAUUAGGUUGUAAAGAAAGAAUUAAGGAUUAUAGAGUUUCUAAACUUGAUUUGUGUUCUCCAUGCGUAGAGAUUGUAUCUAAGUGGAGAGAGAUUCCAUAUAUCAUGGAUAAGGAAGACAUAUGGACAAUACCAGUUGGUGAAACAACUAUGUUACCUGUAGUAACUUUUAUCACAUUUUCAUUAACUAUUUUAUGUACACUAUGUCUUAUACAAACAAUUUGGAAAUCUAUGUCAAAACAACAUUUUAAAACCCAGUAACAUGUUUUAAAUAAACUUGUUUGCAUAAUAUAA